CUUGGAAUUGAAUGAUGAAGCUGCUACAGGUUGCUGUUUUUCUUUUGCUGGUCUUUACCACAUUAGAAGCUAGACCAAAACUUUUAGGAGCAAAGUGUAAGACAGGCCCACUGGACAUUGUCUUUGUGAUUGACAGCUCACGCAGUGUUCGUCCCUUUGAAUUCGAAACUAUGCGGCGCUUCAUGAUUGACAUCAUUCACAACCUGGAGAUAGGGUUCAAUGCCACAAGAGUUGGAGUGAUCCAGUAUUCUAGCCAGGUUCAGAACGUCUUCUCCCUCAAGUCUUUCUUCAGCCGGGCUGAUAUGGAGAAAGCCAUCAACAGUAUUGUCCCGUUGGCCCAAGGCACCAUGACGGGGCUGGCCAUCCAGUAUGCCAUGAACGUGGCCUUUACCACACAGGAGGGAGCACGGCCACUGCACAAGAAGAUCCCUCGUGUGGCUGUGAUUGUAACAGAUGGGCGGCCCCAAGACCGCGUAACAGAUGUGGCUGCUCAGGCCCGAGCAGCUGGCAUUGAAAUCUAUGCCGUGGGUGUGCAGCGGGCAGACAUGAACUCCUUGCGAGCCAUGGCCUCUCCCCCACUGGAGGAGCAUGUGUUCUUGGUGGAGUCUUUUGACCUCAUUCAACAAUUUGGCAAGCAGUUCCAAGAUAAGUUGUGUGGUGUUGAUAUGUGCACGGAAUUGGACCAUGGCUGCCAACAUACUUGUGUCAGCAUCCCUAGCUCUUUUUAUUGUCAGUGCAACUCAGGAUACAAACUCAAUGCUGAUGGAAAGACAUGCUCCAUCAUUGAUGCCUGUGCUGAUGGGAGACACGGCUGUGAGCAUCUGUGUGUCAGUUCUCUCGGCUCUUACACCUGUCGCUGCCGGACAGGCUACUACCUCAACCAGGACAAAAAGACAUGUACCAUGAUCAAUUACUGCAACUUUGGUAACCACAGUUGCCAGCAUGAAUGUGUCAGCAUCCUGAAUGGGUUCUAUUGCCGCUGUCGUGAUGGCUACACUCUCCAGUCUGAUGGCAAGGCGUGUCAGGCCAGUGACCUCUGCAAUACCAUUGAGCAUGGAUGUGAGUUUAAAUGUGUCAGUACCGCAGGCUCUUACCACUGUGUUUGCCCAGAGGGUCAACGGCUCCAGGCAGAUAAGAAGACAUGUAACAAGUGCAAAACUGGGCAUGUUGAUUUGGUGCUGGUAAUCGAUGGUUCCAAGAGUGUCCGGCCUCAGAACUUUGAGCUAGUGAAGCAGUUUGUGAAUCAGAUCGUGGACUUCCUGGAUGUCUCCUCUCAUGGCACUCGAGUGGGGCUGGUCCAGUACUCCAGCCGUGUGCGCACUGAAUUCCCACUCAACAAAUACACAACUGCAGAAGAUGUCAAGAAGGCAGUGCAGAGAGUACAGUACAUGGAGAAGGGAACCAUGACUGGGCUCGCCCUCAAGCACAUGUUGGAGCACAGCUUCUCUGAUGCAGAAGGGGCUAGACCUCUCUCCCAGAACAUCCCCAGGAUUGGCCUGGUCUUCACUGAUGGACGCUCUCAAGAUGAUAUCACCGAGUGGGCCAAAAGAGCAAAGGAAUCAGGAAUUGUCAUGUUUGCCGUUGGUGUUGGCAAAGCUGUUGAGAGUGAACUGAGAGCAAUUGCCUCUGAGCCAGUGGAUCAGCACUUCUCAUAUUCGGCAGAUUUCAACACUAUGACUCAUAUUGUUGACAAUCUAAAACUCAACAUUUGUCCUGAGGAAGGCAAAGGGGAAACUGAAUUCCGUAACCCAUGUGAAUGUGAGGCCCUUGUACAGUUCCAGUCAAACACUCUUGCAAUCUUGGAAGACCUCACUGAAAAACUCUCUCAGAUGACUACCAGACUUGAGCAGCUGGAAAACCAGAUUGCUGGCAAAAAGUGAUCACGACAGACAUCCUCUCAAGAUUUGGAGCUCAGACAUGUCAUGUAGCUCAUUGUUGGCAUUCCUAGACCUGUUGUAAAUGGCUGUCUGUUCUUAUUUCGCAGGAUCCAGUGGGGGAAGGGAAACCUCUCCCUUCUUCCUGGGUUAAAAAACAGAACAACGCCUUAUGACGGAAUAAUCUUCUCCUUUGCCCGAAACGGGCAGUUGGGCUAUGCUGUGGGUUUAGCUCAAACAAGUGGACAUUUUAGAGAAUCAAGAUGGGUGGGGCCUACAGCAUCUUCAAGAGCUGUUGGAAACAGUUGACAUUCAUGGAUUCUGUCCUGAAACUUCAUGACAAAUCCAAGAACACCAAAGAAAGAAAUGCCUUGCUAGAAAAGAGAGUUUCUGUUCAGUUCUGUGUUGGUCCCUGAAAGGAGGGACAACAGCAGGCUUCUCACGUUCUUAGGAAGAAGAUCAAUACUCCUCUCUCCUUUGUUAUCCUUCACUGUGAGUGGCAGUGCCUGCAGCAUCUUUAGCUUUUUUGCUUCAGUUUUACAUAAAUUCAGUAUGGAUUUUAAAUGGAAAUAUAAUUUAAACGAUAUCUAGAAUAAGAUGCUCCCAAUCCCCCCCCCAAAAUGAACUGCAAAAUUUCUGAUGGGAAACUUUCUCCCCAACUCUGGCCUUACUUUAACACUAUUGAUGGAGAAUUUGUCAUUUAUUCUCUUAUUUUUAUCAAAUAAUUUUUUAAAGAAAAUUCUAUAUAUGUGUGUUUGUAUAUAUCUUUCUUUCUGAAAGCUGGGCAGUCGUAUUUUUAAAACAAACAUCUUUUUUAUUGUAUGUAAAUUUUUUAUCUCAAAUAAACCCACUGAAGAUUU
Messenger RNA from Eublepharis macularius, 2734 nucleotides. It is a transcript of the gene MATN4, whose product is annotated as matrilin 4. The record is from RefSeq and is a predicted model, not a curated record. The transcript has 10 exons. Bases 12 to 1880 code for a protein of 622 amino acids. Lineage: Eukaryota; Metazoa; Chordata; Lepidosauria; Squamata; Eublepharidae. Gene Ontology annotation, molecular function: calcium ion binding.